UCCGAAUUUCACUACAAACCCACACAUAAAAUAAUCCUCUCUUCCAAGUUCCUACAUCCAAAAUUGCCUUGCAAGAAAAUGGCGAUUUCUGUUCAGACUGCUCUCUCGUUCAAAUCCCUCAUCAUCCCCGAACCCAUCAAACCUCAUAACUACCACCACUCGGAGCCCCACCUCCGAACCCAGAAACCCAUCUCGGCCGUCCAUGCCGCCGACCCUUCAAAGUCCUCCGAAUCACCCUUCAAACCACAGCCCAAAUGGACGCUGGACAGCUGGACGGCGAAGAAGGCGAUGCAGCUUCCUGAAUACCCAGAUCAGCAGGAGCUGCAGUCGGUUCUCAACACCCUCGAGAGCUACCCGCCGAUUGUGUUCGCCGGAGAGGCGAGGAGCUUGGAAGAGAAACUGGGUCAGGCUGCUAAGGGGCAGGCCUUCCUUCUUCAGGGCGGUGAUUGCGCAGAGAGCUUCCAGGAAUUCAAUGCUAACAAUAUAAGGGACACCUUCCGUGUGCUUCUUCAGAUGGGUGUGGUGCUUAUGUUUGGUGGCCAAAUGCCUGUUAUUAAGGUAGGGAGAAUGGCUGGCCAGUUCGCAAAGCCAAGAUCAGAUCAAUUUGAAGAGAAAAAUGGUGUCAAGCUGCCUAGUUACAGAGGUGACAAUAUCAAUGGUGAUGCAUUUGAUGAAAAAGAAAGAAUUCCGGACCCCAGCAGGAUGAUUAGGGCUUAUUGCCAAUCUGUGGCAACUUUGAACCUCCUGCGGGCAUUUUCAACUGGAGGGUAUGCAGCCAUGCAGAGAGUCACCCACUGGAAUUUGGAUUUUACAGAGCAUAGCGAGCAAGGGGAUAGAUACCGCGAGUUGGCUAACCGGGUGGAUGAGGUCCUUGGAUUUAUGGCUGCUGUUGGACUCACAGUUGACCACCCAAUCAUGACCUCAACAGAGUUUUGGACAUCUCAUGAAUGCUUGCUUCUGCCUUAUGAACAAGCACUUACUAGGGAGGAUUCUACUUCUGGGCUUUACUAUGACUGUUCUGCUCACAUGCUUUGGGUUGGGGAACGCACCCGUCAACUCGAUGGUGCACAUGUGGAGUUUCUGAGAGGAGUUGCUAAUCCCCUUGGCAUCAAGGUGAGUGAUAAAAUGGAUCCACAUGAACUUGUUAGGCUCAUAGAGAUCCUAAACCCCAAGAACAAACCAGGAAGAAUAACCAUAAUUGUGAGAAUGGGAGCUGACAACAUGAGAGUGAAGCUUCCUCAUCUGAUCAGGGCAGUUCGUGGAGCUGGUCAAAUUGUCACUUGGGUUAGUGACCCUAUGCAUGGGAACACUAUCAAAGCUCCGUGUGGACUCAAAACUCGUUCCUUCGAUGCAAUACGGGCUGAGUUGAGAGCGUUCUUUGAUGUCCAUGAUCAAGAAGGAAGCUACCCAGGAGGUGCUCAUUUAGAGAUGACAGGGCAAAACGUGACGGAAUGUGUAGGAGGUUCACGAACUAUAACGUAUAAUGAUCUGAGUUCACGGUACCACACCCAUUGUGACCCAAGGCUCAACGCUUCCCAAUCUCUUGAACUGGCCUUUAUCAUUGCAGAGCGACUACGGAAGAGAAGGCUUGGAUCGAGGCACUUUUCAGCCUCUGCUGUUAUAUAGGAGGUUCUGGUUUGUUUCUUACUUGAAUGUAUAUUUAAUGUAUAUUUGUUAGAAAACCAUGGGGAGGUGUAUGUAUUAACAGUGUAAGAUAAAUAACGCAUCGGAAAAUACACGAUGAAAGGUUCGGUUGGAAA
Messenger RNA from Pyrus x bretschneideri (Chinese white pear), 1760 nucleotides. Its product is annotated as phospho-2-dehydro-3-deoxyheptonate aldolase 2, chloroplastic. Lineage: Eukaryota; Viridiplantae; Streptophyta; Magnoliopsida; Rosales; Rosaceae. The transcript is spliced from 5 exons. The record is from RefSeq and is a predicted model, not a curated record. Gene Ontology annotation, molecular function: 3-deoxy-7-phosphoheptulonate synthase activity. Gene Ontology annotation, biological process: aromatic amino acid biosynthetic process. Bases 79 to 1626 code for a protein of 515 amino acids.